Messenger RNA from Trifolium pratense (red clover), 3310 nucleotides. Its product is annotated as putative respiratory burst oxidase homolog protein H. The transcript has 14 exons. The record is from RefSeq and is a predicted model, not a curated record. Gene Ontology annotation, molecular function: peroxidase activity; calcium ion binding; NAD(P)H oxidase H2O2-forming activity. Bases 200 to 2779 code for a protein of 859 amino acids. Gene Ontology annotation, cellular component: plasma membrane. NCBI's taxonomy places the organism in Eukaryota, Viridiplantae, Streptophyta, Magnoliopsida, Fabales, Fabaceae.
AUAGUUUAAUUGGUUGAAAACCAGACACACACAAGUGUUGUGUUAUUUAUUAUCAACCAAUUUUCCUAUAAUUAGCAAAUCAAUAACACAAAAAAAUUUACAUUUCUCUUUCUCAAAUCCUUCAUUGACUUUUUCAUCUUUCCCUCUAAUACCCUUUGUUCUUCAUUAGCACAAAUUUCUUGUACAAUCUUUUUCAUUGAUGUCAACAGAAAAAGAAGGUACAGAUGAAUCAUCAACAUGGAUUCUUGAAAGCAUUGAGAUUGUUCCUAAUGUGGAAAUUUCUAAAAAGGAUGAAGAUAAUGAAAGUAUGGUUAUAAAAGCUUCAGAUAAUGAAGCUUUUUUGAAAAGAAAUAAUAGUAAUGGUAACAACAAUAUGAGGAAUCGAAAUAAUAGUAAUAAUAAUAAUCAAAAUGGAAGCAGAAUGGUGAGGAUGACAUCAGGUGCUGCAAGAGGGCUUAAGGGUUUACGGUUUCUUGAUAGAACGGUUACAGGAAAAGAAGCUGAUGCAUGGAGGUCAAUUGAGAAACGUUUUACUCAACAUGCAGUUGAUGGAAUGUUAUCAAAAGACAAAUUUGGAACAUGCAUUGGUAUGGGAGCAGAUUCAAAGGAUUUUGCAGGGGAACUGUAUGAAGCAUUGGCAAGGAGGAGGAAUAUAAAUGCAGAAAAUGGAAUUACUUUGAAUCAAGUUAAAGUUUUUUGGGAGGAUAUGACUUCUAAAGAUCUUGAAUCAAGACUUCAAGUGUUCUUUGACAUGUGUGACAAGAAUGGAGAUGGUAGGUUAUCAGAAGAGGAGGUUAAGGAGGUUAUAGUGUUGAGUGCUUCUGCAAAUAGAUUGGGAAAUUUAAAACAACAUGCUGAUGGAUAUGCAGCUCUCAUUAUGGAAGAGCUUGAUCCAGAUCAUAAUGGAUAUAUAGAGAUGUGGCAGCUUGAAACUCUAUUAAGGGAAAUGGUUAGUGCAGAAGAUGGUACAACAAAACUUAGUAAUCAAACACAGACAUUAACUAAAGCUAUGAUACCAUGUAAAUAUAGAACUCCUGUUAGAAAAUUUAUAACAACAACCACAGAAUUUGUACAUGAAAAAUGGAAAAAAAUAUGGAUUAUCACACUUUGGAUAAUCAUAAAUUUGAUACUUUUUGUUUGGAAGUUUAACCAAUACAAGCAAACAGCAGCAUAUGAAAUAAUGGGAUCAUGUCUUUGCUUAGCAAAAGGUGCUGCCGAGACUCUCAAAUUCAACAUGGCUCUAAUUGUCCUUACAAUGUGCAGAGGAACUCUUACGAAACUAAGAGGAUCGUUUCUUAGUCAAAUCAUCCCUUUUGAUGAUAACAUAAACUUUCACAAGAUAAUUGCAGUUGGUGUAGUUAUAGGGACUUCAAUCCAUGUAGGGAUGCAUGUAAGUUGCGAUUUUCCGAGACUAAUUUCUUGUCCAAAAGAAAAGUUCAUGCCGAUACUUGGACACAGUUUUGAUUAUAAGCAGCCUACUUAUCUUACCCUAGUUGAAAGUAUUCCUGGUUCAACUGGAAUUUUCAUGGUUUUGAUUAUGGCUUUUACUUUCACUUUGGCUACACAUUACUUCCGAAAAAGUGUUGUCAAGUUACCUUCACCGUUACAUCAUUUGGCUGGCUUCAAUUCCUUUUGGUAUGCUCAUCAUUUGCUUAUUCUGGUUUACAUACUCCUUGUCAUGCACGGCUACUUUCUAUUUCUCAAAAAGGAUUGGAAAAGUAAGACGACAUGGAUGUACCUCGCAGUGCCAUUAGUACUCUAUGCUACAGAAAGGAUUCAUCCAUUUUAUAAGGGUAAAGAUCACCGCGUGAGCAUCAUUAAGGCAAUAAUAUACACAGGAAAUGUUCUAGCACUAUACAUGACUAAACCACCAGCAUUCAAGUAUAAAAGUGGAAUGUAUCUUUUUGUCAAGUGUCCAGAUAUAUCGAAAUUUGAAUGGCAUCCUUUCUCCAUCACCUCUGCACCUGGAGAUGAUUACUUGAGUGUUCAUAUCAGAACCUUAGGAGAUUGGACUACAGAACUUAGAAAUACAUUCGCAAAGGCUUGUGAGCCUGAAAGUGCAGUACCAAGAAGGGGGAGCCUUAUAAGGAUGGAAACUAGAGCAAAUACAGCAGAUUCGAGCUUUGAUGCUUCAAAACCAAGCAUUAGGUAUCCAAAGAUCCUCAUUAAAGGACCCUAUGGAGCACCAGCACAAAACUAUAAGCAUUAUGAUGUACUCUUGCUCGUUGGUCUAGGAAUUGGAGCCACACCAAUGAUAAGUAUUUUGAAAGAUAUCUUGAACCAUAUGAAGAUGGGAACUCCUCCAAAUACAAGUUACCGGAAGGACUCCUUCAGUACCAAUCCCUCCAACGAAGAUAGAAAAGGUCCUGAAAGAGCAUAUUUUUAUUGGGUAACAAGGGAACAAGCUUCAUUUGAAUGGUUCAAAGGUGUCAUGGAUGAUAUUGCAGAAUAUGAUAGUGAUGGUAUUAUAGAAAUGCAUAACUAUUUGACUAGUGUCUAUGAAGAAGGUGAUGCAAGGUCUGCACUUAUUGCUAUGAUUCAGAAAUUACAACAUGCUAAAAAUGGAGUCGAUGUAGUUUCAGAAAGCCGGAUAAGAACUCAUUUUGCAAGACCAAACUGGAAAAAAGUCUUCUCUCAAUUAGCUGACUCACAUCAAAGUUCUCGUAUAGGUGUAUUUUACUGUGGAAGUCCAACUCUUACAAAAACAUUGAAGGACCUUUGUCAGGAAUUUAGCCUAAACUCAUCUACCCGCUUUCAGUUUCACAAAGAAAACUUUUGAAGGAACAAUCCACACAGCAUCAAUCCAGAAUUAUCUGUUGCAUCUUGUUUCAUCAACCAAACAUAAGACUGUAGAAUUUUUUUUAUGAGCUGUGCUAUUUAUAGCGAAAGUUAUUGUCCCGAAUCUGUCAUGAAUGAGUAUUGAGCGUUACAUCUUGUGCUCAGCAGAAAACAUGGGUGGAUUGGAAGUAAAAUGAAGGUCUGCUACAGUAACCAUAUGCCCGUCAUGAUAUUUUUGUGAAAUGGUUUUCGCGUAAAGUAGCAUUUGCCUCUUUUGAUACAUAGUUCAGUAAAUAUGUAUUAAAUUCUUUGUAAGAUUUUUGUAAGUAGAAAGAUGUUGUAGAAUAUGUGUUGUAUUUGCUUAGAUCUUCAUAGUGUUGUUCAUUUAUUUUUCUUUCACUUUGUUUUUGUCCCUUCUUUUAUCCCGAAAAAAAGAUAUUUUCUCAUUGGUUCAGAACAUAAGCCAUGUUUGUUAAACAUCUUAUAGAACAAAUGUUUAUCAUAAUAAGCACUUAUGUUAAGCUUACAUAAA